CAGAUUUUAGUAGGACAAAGUAGAAUUAAAACAUGUGCAAAAGUACAAACUUCAUGCACCCAGUAGUGCUGGUUCCCUUUUUGUAGUCACACAUAGAAAUCACACCUACUCAGACCGCAGUUAACCACAUGCUCUCUGCUGUUGUAAUGGACUGCAUUAAUCUUGAGAAUCGGAAAUCUUACAUGAAAUGAACCUUUGUGACAUCCUUGGCUAUUUAAACACCACUCCAUAAAAUCCUGGGCAGAGUAUUAAAGUGUAAGUGAUUUAUAAACUUCCUUGUUCAAAGGGAACUAACCACCUCACAGCCACGCCUUCUAUACAAAGUCUUAUUGACGACACAGUUGGCCUGAAGCUGGAUCCAGGAGGAAACAGACAUGCACUGCUGCAUUUAACAUCAUACGACUGCACUCACACAGACCGCACACCAUGAAUAUCUCUAUUCCCUCCAUCCUGUUCGGUCUGGGAGGAAAAUGUCUGCUAAACUGGACCCUCGUGUUUCUUCAGAUUAACCACAUCUCCAGAAGCUUCCUGGGAGUUUUUAGCAUUUCUCUUGCUGUCAUCGACACAGCCCUGGUCCUCUUUGUCACCACCCUUCAUGUCCUCGCUGAUGGAUACGUCUUCCUCCUGGGCUUGCUGCUGACCAGGUAUCACGUAUGCUUGCUGGUUCAAAUCCUCGGACAAGUCUACAGCGCACUGCAGUGGCCUGUUGUAGUCGUAGCUGCUUUGGAUCAUUUCUGUACUGUUACUCAGAGGUUGCGACCCACCGCCGCCAGGACCAGAUGGUUUGUUUACGUCUUUGUUACCGUCUUCACGUGGUACCUCACUGCCCUCUACGUCUUCCUGCUGUCUGACUUCUUGCCUGUCUUGGAUGAUGUGUCUCACAGCCAGAUUAACCACUGCUGGGUCUUCCACACCUCUCAGAUCCUGCAGGUUGUCACGUUGCUCCUGCUCACCCUGGGAUGUGCAGCGUUAGGCGCUGAGUGCAGCACACGGUUAUUAAAAAAUCCUCCUGUGAAAUACCAAACUGCAGACCUAAGUAGCACUCACUCCAGAGUAAGUGUUGUUCACCAAGCCGUGCGUAUGCUCCUGAACACAUGGGCCCUGUUCUUGAUUUUUAUGGUUGUGCUCCUCCUGCUACCUGUGGGAAUACCUGCAUGCUUGGGUCUGAACGCUGCCUGGCUCUGCUUCCUCAACAGCCUUCUGAUAGCAGUCGUUUUAUGUGUAGUCUGUCCAGCCUCGCAGCUAGCGCAGGGCUUGGCAGCGCUUCCUCCCGACAGCUUCUGUGAGUGGAGAUUUAAAUUUAGCUUGGCUGCAGAGGACAGAACAUGACUGCACCAAGCAAAUACACUCAGGACUCGUGGUAGAAGAAGUGGGAUUGGCUGCUGAAACUUGAAUGUCUCAUUGGAAGAAAAUUAUUUUCAUGAUCAUGUUUUUGUUUUCUUUUCUUUUUUAAGCCAGGUUGGCUUUAUGAAUGGCAAUUUGAGCUUUGGCCCAGACCAAAAUCACCAAUGGAUAGACUGUCAUGACGUUUGGAACUAACAUUCAUGGUCUGUGGAGAAUUAAAACUAAUGACUUCAGUGCUCCCCUGACUUUUCAUCGCCACCAGAGCAAAUGUGAAAUAAAUCAACAUGUCAAAGGUAGGUAGGUAGAACAUUUGGUAGACAGUUAUGGUUUCUCAAUGAUGAAUCUUACUGACUUUUAUGGACUAUAAUAAACUUUGUUGAGCCCAUGAGUUGAGUUGAGUUGACCG
This is a messenger RNA of Scatophagus argus, 1750 nucleotides long. RefSeq names its product G protein-coupled receptor 160 (gene gpr160). Lineage: Eukaryota; Metazoa; Chordata; Actinopteri; Scatophagidae. The transcript is spliced from 2 exons. The coding region runs from base 427 to 1329 and encodes 300 amino acids. Gene Ontology annotation, cellular component: signaling receptor complex; plasma membrane. The record is from RefSeq and is a predicted model, not a curated record.